This is a messenger RNA of Scomber japonicus (chub mackerel), 7613 nucleotides long. RefSeq names its product bromodomain adjacent to zinc finger domain, 1B (gene baz1b). The coding region runs from base 600 to 5375 and encodes 1591 amino acids. Gene Ontology annotation, cellular component: WICH complex. Gene Ontology annotation, molecular function: histone H2AXY142 kinase activity; protein binding. The transcript has 21 exons. Gene Ontology annotation, biological process: chromatin remodeling. Lineage: Eukaryota; Metazoa; Chordata; Actinopteri; Scombriformes; Scombridae. The record is from RefSeq and is a predicted model, not a curated record.
GGACUAAAAACUCCCGCCAUUUCGACAAGGAAUUAACCUCUUGAUUGAUCCCGGUUACUCUUUCGUGAGAGUUGUUUGCUCAGUUAUCUGAUAAGAAGAAGCUCUGACAGUAUGAAAACGCAACAAAGACAAUUACUUACGCGACAACAGGCCUAGUUUGUGAAGACUUUGGGAGUUGCACAGCGCGCCAGACCUCUCCUGCUUCGGCUGCGAGUUUGAUUACUGUGCGGUUUGCAUCCUUUCACGCUCACCCGGAGGAGCUAAAAAGUUUAUCAACUAUUAUCUAGAAACCUGUUUUGUAUCCCAAGACACUGCGUUAAAACUCCAACAUGACGCCGCUGUUAAAGGAGAGGAGACGGCUCCGGUGAGGCGGGAGAAGCGCUCUGUUAUUGUUUUGCCUCAGCUAGCUGCUCCGCUAGCUGCUCCACGUUGAGCGCCGGGCCUGCCGGCGGUAACGUGAUACGUGCUACCGUGAGGUUGAUUAAUUCGUUGCACUUUGGAUACAUGCUAAGGACAUACUGUUAUAGAUCCCAGUACUAGUUUGUCGCUAGAAGAUUUGAUUAUAUCUUUUGGCACCAGUGCCAUUUGUGGAGUUUGCAAUGGCACCGCUUCUGGGCCGGAAACCUUACCCACUAGCUAAGCCGCUAGCCGAGCCGCCAGGCCCGGGAGAGGAGGUGUACAUCAUCGAGCACACCAAGGAGGCCUUCAGGAACAAAGAAGAGUAUGAGGCACGCUUGCAGAGGUAUAGUGAACGCAUCUGGACAUGCAAGAGCACUGGGAGCAACCAGCUGACGCACAAAGAAGCGUGGGAGGAGGAACAAGAAGUCACCGAACUGCUUCAGGAGGAGUACCCCCAGUGGUUUGAGAAGCCAGUCCUGGAGAUGGUCCACCACAACACAGUGUCUUUAGACAAACUGGUUGAAAUGGCAUGGGUAGAAAUCCUCACCAAGUACGCUGUUGGUGAAGAAUGUGACUUCCUGGUGGGGAAGGACAAAAGUUUACAAGCAAAGGUGGUGAAGAUUCAUCCACUAGAAAACCCAGAGGGCGAGACAGGGGAGAAGAAACUUGAAGGUGCCUGUGACUCUCCAUCCAGUGACAAGGAGAACGCAAGUCAGGAGAACCAGAGGAAGGAACCUCCUCCCCGUGAGGAGGAGAACAGGAGGGAGAGUCUCAGUGACAGAGCACGACGUUCACCAAGGAAACUUCCCACUGCUAUGAAGGAGGAGAGAAAGAGAUGGGUCAUGCCCAAAUUCCUUCCUCAUAAAUAUGACGUGAAGCUCAUCAAUGAGGACAAGGUGAUCAGUGAUGUCCCAGUGGACAGUCUUAACAGAACGGAGCGUCCUCCAACCAAGGAGAUCAUGCGCUACUUCAUCAGGCACUACGCUCUGAGGUUGGGCAUGGGAGAGAGCGCCCCCUGGGUAGUCGAAGAUGAACUGGUGAAAAAGUUUAAUCUGCCCAGUAAAUUCAGUGACUUUCUUCUUGAUCCACACAAGUUUUUAGCAGAGAAUCCCUCAGCAAAGCGCAAGAGCUUGACAUCUCCUGAGGGUAAACCUAGAAAGAAGUUAAAGACCCCCGACACACCUGGAGAGGACUCAGGAAACGAGAAGGGAGAGAAGAAAAAGAAGAAGAAAGACGCUAUGGGGAUGCCUCUUAGUCCCACCAUCUGGGGCCACAUGCAGGUAAAGAACUCUGGAACUCCUAAAAAAGGAGAAGGGAAAAGCUCCGCUCCAUCCACUCCAAAAUCAGGCAAAAAGUCUGGGGACAAGAAAGAAGGAAAGAAAACUGGAAAGAGCGGUGAUAAGAAACUCAACGUCCUCAAAGCUUCUAAAAAAGAUGGAAAAGCUGGUGCUAAAACACCGAAGAUGAAGCAGAUGACUCUGCUGCAUCUGGCCAAGAGCACCCCUGCUGGUAGCCCUAAAAAGCGAGCUCGUAGUACUGGCAUGGGCACACCUAAGCUGGGGAAGCCUUUGCAUCCUAUGGCUCUCCACCUCCUUCGUUACUAUAAGGAGAACAAGGACAAAGAGGACAAAAAGAACUCCAUUUCCUCCCUCAUCUCAAAGGCUGCAAAGACCCUGUCAUCAGAAGACCGAGGCAGACUACCUGAGGAGCUCAAGGAGCGGGUGCAGAAAAGCUGGGAGCUGCUGGAGCAAAAGAGGCGAUGGGCUGCCAUGAGUGAAGAGGAAAAGCAGGAAGAGAUGAAGAAGAAGCGGGAAGAACUCAGAGCGAAACUGCGAGAAAAGGCUAAGGAGAGGCGGGAGAAGGAGAUGCUGGUCCGUCGCGAACAAUCACGCAGAUACGAGGACCAGGAGCUCGAAGGUGACAAGACCAUGCCGACAUUCAAGCUCGUAGACAUGCCCGAGGGGUUGCCCAACACCCUUUUUGGUGAUGUGGCUAUGGUUGUAGACUUCCUUAACGCCUAUGCUGGGCUGCUGAUGCCAGAUGACCAGUAUCCCAUCACGGCUGUGGCUCUGAUGGAAGCACUGUCUGGGGAAAGCUCAGGCUUCCUUUACCUGAACCGCGUGCUGGUGGUGCUGCUCCAGACGCUGCUGCAGGACGAGCUGGCAGAAGGCUACAGUGAGCUCGACAUGCCCUUAUCUGAGAUCCCCCUUACCAUGCAUUCAGUGUCGGAGCUGGCUCGGUUGUGUCUGCGGCCAUGUGACGCUCACGGUGAGGAGAGCGGCCAGGGAUCAGAGGCCUCCGGUGCACUGGGCGGUUUCGAUGACGUGGUGACCAGUGAAUUCCUGGAGAAGCUUGAGACAAUCGAAGUGUUUGAACUUAGCCCCGAGGAGAAGGUCAGCCUCCUGGUGGCUCUGUGCCACCGCAUCCUCAUGACCUACUCUGUGGAAGACCACGUUGAUUCAAUGCAGCAACGGUCAGCCGAGCUGUGGAAGGAACGCCUGGCAAUGCUCAAAGAGGUCAAUGACCGCAAGAAGGCUGAGAAGAAGAAGCAAAAGGAGAUGGAGAGCAAAGGUGAGAAGAAAAAAGAGGGGGGAGCUAAGAAGGAGGUCAAAAAGGAAGUAAAGGUGGAGCCAGAACCGGAGCCAGAGGACAUGAUCAGUUCAGUGAAGAGCCGGCGGCUGAUGUCCAUGCAAGCCAAGAAGGAGAAGGAGGAGCUGGACAGGCAGAACAAAGAGCGCAUGGAGAAGGAAGCUGAGGAGGAGCGCAUGCGUAGGCAGAGGGCUUCUGUAGAGAGGGCCUUUCAGGAUGGUAUAACCAAAGCCAGACUCGUCAUGCGCAGGACGCCCCUGGGUACAGACAGAAACCAUAACAGAUACUGGCUUUUCUCUGAUGUGGUUCCUGGUUUGUACAUUGAGAAAGGCUGGGUGCAUGAAAGCAUCGACUACAGCUUCACCCCUCCGCCUGAGGAAAAACCAGCUGAGGCUGAGCCUGAAGCGGAGGAGGAGGAGGAAGCGGACGCUGAGCCGGCUGCCACUCAGGAGUCACAAGGAGCUGAGAAGGAUGAUGGCAGCGUAGAUGGUGCUGUGAGUGAGAGUGCCCAGCAGGGAGCAGCACCAGACGUCUGUAUAGAAACUACAGUUCCCAAACAGGGACAGAACCUCUGGUUCAUAUGUGACAGCCCAGCUGAGCUGGAUGAACUGCUGGAAAGUCUUCAUUCUCAGGGGGUUCGAGAAAGUGAACUGAAGAGAAAGAUACAAAGCAGGUACCAGGACAUCCUGCACUCCAUCCAUCUGACCCGUAAAGCUAAAUUGGGCCUCAGGACCUGUGAUGGUAACGCAGAGCUGCUCAAAUACUUGCGCAGUGAUAUUCAGGAAGUAGCCUCACGACUCCAGAAGGGAGGCCUCGGAUACCUGGAUGACAACGUAGAUAUCGAAGAACAGUUGAAAGAAAUGGAUAGCUUGAAAAACUUUGGCGAGUGCAUCAUCACCAUUCAGGCCUGUGUAAUCAAAAAGUUCCUGCAGGGAUUCAUGGCUCCCAAACAGAAAAAGAAGAAAAGGCAAGGAGCAGAAGAAAGCAGCAAAUCUGAGGAGGUGGAUGAGGAGAAGAGGCUGGCAGAGGAGGCCAAGGUUGCAACGGCGGUAGAGAAGUGGAAGACGGCAAUCCGAGAGGCCCAGACCUUUUCCCGCAUGCAUGUGUUGCUAGGAAUGUUGGACGCUUGCAUAAAGUGGGACAUGUCUGCAGAGAACGCCCGCUGCAAAGUCUGCCGUAGGAAAGGUGACGACGAGAAACUUAUCCUCUGUGAUGAGUGUAACAAGGCCUUCCACCUGUUCUGCCUGCGACCAGCGCUGUACCGCAUACCUGCCGGCGAGUGGCUGUGCCCGGCCUGCCAGCCCACUGUGGCCAGACGCGGCUCCCGUUCAAGGAACUAUAACCAAGACUCAGACGAAGAGGACUCUGAGGAAGAGUCUGAAGAAGAGGACUCUGAGGAAGAUGAAGAUGAUGAGGAAGACAAUGACUAUAAAGCCAUGGGGCACAGCUUGAGACCAAGGAAGAAAAAUAAGCAGUCUUCAUCUCGGCAGAAAAGUUCAAAAAGUAAAUCCAAGAAACAGUCGUCCUCAAGCAGCAAGCAGAGGACCGGCCCCAACAGCCCCGCAGACAUUGACGAACUGGUGCGUCAGAGUUCCCAAUCAGGAGUUCGCAGGCAGGCGCUGGAGCUGGAGAGGUGUGAAGAAAUCCUGAAGAAACUGAUGAAAUUCCGCUACAGCUGGCCUUUCAGGGAGCCUGUGUCCACAGAGGAGGCUGAGGACUACCUGGACAUCAUCUCGCAGCCCAUGGAUUUCCAGACUAUUCUCGGAAAGUGCAGCCAGGGCUCGUAUCGGCACGCGCACGACUUCCUGGAAGACAUGAAACUGGUCUUCUCCAACGCAGAGGAGUACAAUCAGCAGGGCAGCACCGUGCUCUCCUGUAUGGUCAAGACGGAGCAGACCUUCACCGAACUGCUCCAGAAGCUGCUGCCUGGCCUCAGCUACCUCCGCCGACGCUCACGGAAACGCAUCAGCCAAGCUCCUGCAACAUCCGAGGAAGAGGAGGAAGAUGAUGAUGAAGAAGAAGAGGAGGAGGAGGAGGAGGAGGAGGAAGAACCGAAGAAGAAAAUGCAGAACGGCAAAUCAAACAGGAAGAAAAGCGGAAAUGGUCGGGUACAGAGGGAUGAGGAGAGCGAGAGUGAGGAAGAGGAGGAGGAUGACGGCAAUGAGGAGGAGGAGGAGGAUGAUGAUGAUGAUGAUGAUGGCAGGAGGAGAAGUAAGAGGGCCUCUGCCACCUCAGGCAAGAAGGAUUACAGGGAGCAGGAUAGUGACGGCGAGCGGGACACACGGAGAACUCGGCAGCGGGGGGGCCGGGGUGAUGCCGGCAGGGGGAGCAGUGACGACGAGCGCUCCAGCCAUCAGCGACAUUCCAAGAGACUGAAACGCUCAUGAAGACCAGGGUGCUUUUUUGUUUUGUCGUCUCUUUGCUUUAAAAAUUUCUGUCCCGCUCCUCUAAAAAUGAUCAAGAGCCCUCCAUCUCCUCCUCCCUCAGCGGGACUUAAUCCUCAGAAGGACAUUUUUUUUUUUGUGUUUUAUUGAAUUUAUGUUCAUAUUUUGAAAAAUUACAAAAGAAAACUGAUUUAUAUUUGUAACAUGUUUAAUAUUGGUGUUUUUUUUGUUUUGUUUUUUUUCAACCAAGAAAAAUGAGACAUUUGAGAUAAUGGAGAGGUCCUUAUAGCUCUUAAGACUCUUUGAUUUGAAUUUCAGUUUCAAGUUGAUAACCUCACAUGCACACACGUGUUUAAUUUGACUAAAAAUGUCCAUAAUGUCAUAUGAAGUGCUUUGUUUUUACAUUUACUCUCCCCAAACACCAGUGCAGUGUAAUCGGAGGUCUGUCACAGCCAUCACUGAAAACAUUUGUCAUCAACAUCUUAUGUUACAUCUCGUGUUUUCACUGACUUAAACUUCUUGUUAAAGAGAUGGUGUCGAUGUAGCUGAAACCCUUUGUGCAGACUAAGAAUUCUGUCUUAAAAAAAAAAAAAAAAAAGAAAAGAGAGGAAAAAAAAGCAAAGUUGAUGGCUGACAUGUAUUUUUCCUCACCUGAAAAACGGCUCUUAGUACGAAGCAUUUUGCCACCAGGAAUAUUUUUGGUCAAAUGCAAGUUUAUAGAUAAAUACGAUAGGAUUUUACUAGUUAUAGUUUUUCUUUCCAGCCUACGCUCAGAUUUUAUUAUCAAAAGCUGGGUCGAGACACAACUAGACAUGAGUUUGACGCUCAGCUGUUGGUGCCAAGAUGUUUUGAAAAACAGCGACCCGGCUAUUGGUGUAGAGCUGAGCAGCCUUCCUCCUCUGUAGUGCCCUGCCACUUUAAAAGAACCGGUACCUCAACCCUCCAUCAGUUUGCACUCUUUUUGUGUAAAGUGCAACUAUUAUGCCAGCAGCUGCAGGACCACACUUUAUUGAAAUUAUGUGCAUAAACAUUUGUAAAGUGUUUAAAAACAACAAAUGUAAUGUUUGUUAUGAAAAUGGGCAUUUUGAAUAUUUGAUAUUUUUUGCACAUUUUAUUUGGUAUUGUAAAUGAGACUUGUUAGUUGAUCUUAAUCACAUCCAAUAAAUUGCAAGGUUCAACUGGGGCUCUCCUAGUGCAGAGAACAUGUCAGAUAUUUCUUUUCACACAUUUGUCACAGCAGAAAUAGUUGUAUUAGUCGUAUGUACAUUUUGUAGCAAACACCUAACGCCCCUGUUCAUUUCAAUGGAUUUUGUGACAUUACAGUAAGUGAAACCAGCUCCUCAGAGACACAAGGUGGCGCUCUACUCCUGCACUUUGAAAAAUGUUCCCUAGCAGCUCCCAGGUGAUUCAGUGACACUGUUUGUAACACCUGACUGUCGCUGCUUUGUGUGGAAGCUGUAUAGAUGUGGUAAUUUUAUGAGUAAACACAAAGCUGCUUUACUUUAAAGUCACGCAGGGCAGGAAAACUACUGCAGCAACUCUUUGAAUGAGACACAACACCCACUAAAUAACCUCUCUAAACACUUUUGAACGUGCAGAAGUUUCUAUGUAGUUUCUCUGUGAGGUUGCCAGCAGUGUAUAUAUACUGGUGUGUAUAUAUAUAUAUAUAACGGCAGUGGUUGGUUUGGCCUCUUCUGUCUGUACUGUGCUGUGCUGUUCUCCUGUUGUGUUUUUCUAGUGCUGUUUAUCAUUGAGAUGUUUUUUGAUUUUACUUUGCCGCCAAUCCCCCCCUCCCCCCAGUUUUUUUUUUCUGUUUUAAUUCGGCUUUGUUCCUGACAUGAUCACAGUUGUUACAAUCACUCUUAUAAUUGCUUGACAUUUCAACCAACAAGCAAAAAAGUGACUGCCCUUCUCAAGAGGAGACCUGACUGUAAAUGCUUUCUUUAUUCUUGGAGGAACUGCAAAAGUCUUUUACACUUCCUUUUUUUAUAUAUAUAUUUAUAGUCUCUAAAGGUGGGUUGGGGCAGGUUUUCAGAGGAUUCACAUGUAAAGAAUUUCCAAUAAAGGCUAUGGACGAAGACCGUAGUUCUCCCUGCUUUAUUUUGUGUUGACCUUAACGAGUGUCCCCAGGUGAGACAGACAUCACUGCCAUAUGUAAACCUUGUGAUAGGCGACUGGGGAGGAAAAUGGGCUAGCCGUGACCACUGACUGAUGUCUUCUUUACUUUUUAAUAAAAUAUCA